This is a messenger RNA of Parastagonospora nodorum SN15, 216 nucleotides long. RefSeq lists its product as hypothetical. The record is from RefSeq and is a predicted model, not a curated record. Lineage: Eukaryota; Fungi; Ascomycota; Dothideomycetes; Pleosporales; Phaeosphaeriaceae. The transcript has 2 exons. Bases 1 to 216 code for a protein of 71 amino acids.
AUGCCUUGGCGGCUAAGGAGCUUGACACAAGCCGCUAUAACCGUUCUUGGGCAAGGCUUGAUGGCAGCUCGGUGUGUCGUUGGUGGAGAUAGUGGCCUUGACUAUGCGUGCGAUGUCUUGCGUCCCGAGAUCGAAAGCAGUGUGGAGCCCUUUCAAUGCGGACUCGUCUCAGGUGCUCGAGUUUUGCCCAAGGAGUUAAGCGACGUCAAGAGGUGA